UUGGCGUGGGGAGGGAGGCAAGGCCAGGCAGGUGAUAGCCCAGAUUUGUCACGUGACCUGGGCUACUGACUCACUGCCGACCCUGGGCCUCAGUCUCUCCACCUGUGAAAUGUAGCAGGGAGGGUCAGAGUAGGUGACUUCUAAUGACUUCCUGCUUACUGUGAGCCUAUUGCUCUGAACAAAGAGCAUUUUUAGUUUAAAAAAAGAUUCGUUGUCGUGCCUCACAGAAUACAGGUCAAUGUUACUCUGUGAGGCCUUUGAUUCCCCAUGGCCCUGGUCCUGUGAGGGAGGGUCAUUAAACUCUGAGACAUAGAAAGGGAAGCACUGACUGAGAUAACCUAGAUCUAUUCACUUGAUCCACAAAUACUAAGCACCUACUAUGUGCCAGACUCUGAGGAAACAGACAGAAAUCCCAGCUCUUUCCCGUGCAUGGGGAAAUGAUUUACAGCGUUCUGCUACGUGCUGAGCACAUGCUCCGCUCCGGGAACCCUGUUGAGAGCUGGGCAGGCCCCCUCCACGCCCGCCUGCUCACAUGACAGCCAGUGAGAUGGACAAAAAACACGGGAACAGAACAUAAAUUAAAAGCUUCCAGGCUGUCCCAAGCGUUAGGAGGAGGUGAAGGCAAGGCUUUGAGGUCUAGGAUUGGGGGCUCACCCCCGCCAACACAGGGCUGUGUGUGGCUGGUCUUGGCCCAGGGAACCAGGGCUCCUCCCUCCAUCCGGCUACUGGGCCACAGUUAGAAUCAAACCCUCCACCUUGACCUCAUUAGCAUUGGGCCUAAUCCCUGAGCCAGGUCCCUUAAACCGUGAGAGGUCCCGCCACACCCGCCAGCCAUUGCCUUCCGCUGCGCUCAUUCAUCCCCCCAGCACACAUUUCAUCAGCCCCCCAUAUGCAAGCCCCAACACCACCUGGGACAGGAGGGGUCUGGAGCCCCAGGCGGGCUGGAGGGAAGGGGGACUUUUCUGAGUGAACAGGUCUGGGAAUCUCAGGCGGGAAGAGGCUACACGGAAGAGAGUACACGGGAAGGAGGUCUUGGGGACCGGGACACUUCCCCGCUGGGUCCUUCCUUCACCAAGUCCACAGUGCAAACUUCACCCUCCCAGACUGCUCCAAAUGACAGGGUGUUGGAGUGGGUCACAGUCUGAACUCUUCCUAUUCCAGUGGUUUCAAUACGUGUUUGUUUGUAAGCCCUGCCGGCCCCACAGAAUGACACUUCCCGCGGGCAUCCUCCUCCUCCACUGUGUUUGUCAGAACCAAGCACCGUGUGUGGAACACCGUAGGUGCUCCAUACAUGUUUGUGGCAGGAGGGUGGUCAUCAAGCACCCUGUGCCAGGCACUCCCAUCUGCCCCAGACAUUCCUCAGAAGCAUCACUGUGCUCCUUUCACUGAUGGGGGGAGCCUGUCCAGGUCAAACCUCCAUUUGCCCCCCAGAACCCGCCCUCGUGGGGCUACCUGUCACAUGGGCUUCCAAGGCCCACUGGCCCAGCCCAGUCUGACCCGACGUCCCUGGAUGUGCCCUGUGUGCCGCAGUGUCCAACCAGUUCAGUUUCCAGGCUUGGCCUUGCCUUCACACUGGAGUCCCCAGGAGGCCUUGCUCACGGCAGUAGUCUGGUGCCCAGCACCGCACCUGGUACAUAGCCACCUCCUGGAUGCCAGGGCUCCCUUUAGGAGCCUUGAGAGCCUCUGCCCCCUUCCUGCUCCAGUCACCCUCUCCCUGGUCUCCUUUUCUAGCCUCACUUCCUCCAAUACAUCUGUGGGGGCAUUUGAGCCACGUUUCUGCCCCUGAGACCUGCCCAAGCCACUGCCCGCUGCCCAGGCUCCUCAGCUUGGCACUGAGACGCACCAGAGCUGGCCCCACAGCGCAGGUGUGGCCUCAGGCGUCUGCCAGCCCUUGUCUUCAGUCUCCCCUGUCUUUCCCACCUGGCAACCUAGCGAAACACUCCCCUUCCUCAAAGACCCAAACUUCCCCUCUACAGACACCUCCCCUUUAAAGGGAGUCUCCCCUCCCUGGAUCUGUUCUUCCCACAUCUUCCCACAUCUUCCCACAUCUUCUAUCCCCAGUGGUCUGCACACAAAUGUUUAAUGAACGGGAGAGUGAGGGAAUUCCAACUCGAAUACCUACUGAGCUCCGGGGCUAUGCCGGGUUGUGUGUCCAGCAUGGAGAGUGCCAGAGCAGGCAGGACGCGGCCCCUGCCCUCACGGUGGUCAUAAUCUGGUGAGAUGGGCUGGGGUCAGGGCCUGGCUGUGGGUGAGCCAGCCGGUGAGGGCUGGGGAAGAAAUAGGUAAGGGGCUGAGUGAGGGGUUGAGAGACUAAGAGAAUAACCAGAGCCUCUACCCUCAGGGAGCUCAUGGUCCGGGGGGGGGAGACAAAGCUCACAUGAAGUGAGGGAGACAUGGCAUGGAGCCAGCGGUCCCAAUGCCAGGUCACAGCCACCAGACUGAUACGGGCAGAGAUUCCUGGGGACCAGAAGAGUUGGGGGCGGGCCUCCUGCCCUUUCCCAGGGUCCCCAGCCCCUCCCCUCUCUGGCCCCAGGCUUCUGUCUAGAGUCACCUUGGCCCCUCAUGGAAGCCAAUUAGGCCCCCAGUUGCAGUGGGGAUUAAUAUGAUUAAUAACGCCCCCAAUCUCCCAGGUGCUGAUUCAGCCAGGAGCUUAGGGAGGGGAGGUCACUUUAUAAGGGCCUGGGUGGGGGGGUCAGAGCCCAGAGUGGUCCAGCUGGAGCCCUAGGUGGCUGAGCUCAGGCCUCCACAGCACUCUGGUCUGAGCCGCCCACAGGGCAGCCACCAGGACCGCAGCCAUGAAUGGGACAGAGGGCUCGAACUUCUACGUGCCCUUCUCCAACAAGACAGGGGUGGUGCGCAGCCCCUUCGAGUUCCCACAGUACUACCUGGCUGAGCCAUGGCAGUUCUCCAUGCUGGCCGCCUACAUGUUCCUGCUGAUUGUGCUCGGCUUCCCCAUCAACUUCCUCACGCUCUACGUCACCAUCCAGCACAAGAAGCUACGCACGCCACUCAACUACAUCCUGCUCAACCUGGCCGUGGCCGACCUCUUCAUGGUCUUCGGGGGCUUCACCACCACCCUCUACACCUCGCUGCACGGAUACUUUGUCUUUGGGCCCACGGGAUGCAAUCUGGAGGGCUUCUUUGCCACGCUGGGCGGUGAAAUUGCCCUGUGGUCUUUGGUGGUCCUGGCCAUUGAGCGGUAUGUGGUGGUGUGUAAGCCCAUGAGCAACUUCCGCUUCGGGGAGAACCAUGCCAUCAUGGGCGUCGCCCUCACCUGGUUCAUGGCACUGGCCUGUGCUGCACCCCCCCUCGUUGGCUGGUCCAGGUACAUCCCAGAGGGCUUGCAGUGCUCGUGCGGGAUUGACUACUACACGCUCAAGCCAGAGGUCAACAACGAGUCCUUCGUCAUCUACAUGUUCGUGGUCCACUUCACCAUCCCCAUGACUGUCAUAUUCUUCUGCUAUGGGCAGCUCGUCUUCACAGUCAAGGAGGCGGCUGCCCAGCAGCAGGAGUCGGCCACCACCCAGAAGGCUGAGAAGGAGGUCACACGCAUGGUCAUCAUCAUGGUCAUCGCUUUCCUGAUCUGUUGGGUGCCCUACGCCAGUGUCGCAUUCUACAUCUUCACCCACCAGGGCUCCAACUUUGGCCCCAUCUUCAUGACCAUCCCGUCAUUCUUCGCCAAGUCGGCCGCCAUCUACAACCCCGUCAUCUAUAUCAUGAUGAACAAGCAGUUCCGGAACUGCAUGAUCAUUACCCUCUGCUGUGGCAAGAACCCACUGGGUGAUGAUGAGGUCUCUGCCAGUGCCUCCAAGACGGAGACCAGCCAGGUGGCACCAGCCUAAGCCCUGCCAAGGACUCUACGGCCUACUGUAGGAGUCUCCCCUUCCCCACACCUACCCCCAGCCACAGCUGCCCCACCGGAGCCAGGCCUGUCGGAACCAGGUUGUGCAGGCUCCCUGAAUUAAAAAAAAAAAAAAAGAAAGAAAGAAUUAUUGAGAGAAAGAUGAGGAUCCCCACCCGGCCAGGACGCCCCAUCAGCAGUCCUGAGUUCCCAGGGGCCAGUGGGAUCUCUGCCCCUCCUCCCCCCAACUCAUCUCUCAGGAACACAAGAACUCUUGCUCUCUGGAAAAGUGUCCCAGCUUAGGGAUAAGUGUCUAGCACAGAGUGGGGCACACAGUAGGUGCUUAAUAAAUGCUAGAUGGAUGAAGGAAGGAACGAAUGGAGGAAUGAGUGAAGGAAUGAAUGAGCUGGGAGAGCAUAUCUGUCCUCUCGAAACCUCCUUAGCAGUAGCAGCUCACCCUCAGCUGAUGACCUUGAGCAGUGGUUUCCCUCCCUGGGCCUCACUUUCUUUCCCUGUGAAAUGGAAAUCCCAAAUCCCUAAUCCCUGGCCCUGCCAACACAUGGCUGCUGUGAAGAUCAAAUAGGAUUUUGUGUGUGUGUGUGUGUGUUUGCGUGUGCCUGUGUGUGUGAGAGGGAAUGUAAGCACUUUGUAAAUGGGGUAAAGAGCUGUACAGAUUGUAGUUAGCAUUAUUAAUAAUAUAAAUUAAUAUAAUUAAUUAAUUAAUAUGAUCAUCUCCUCUUGAUAGUGACCAUUUUGAGAUUGGGCAAAGUCCUAAGCAUCCACCUCAGCAGGUUUUUUAAAAUUAGCCAGGCGUCAAGGCCAGACCAGGGCUGACGGCUGGGCUGCAGGGAGGGACAGUCAAGGGAAUGCAGAAUGCAGUCAUUAGGACUGAAAAAGCGUCAGGGGACUGUGGAGUCUGGGGCCAAGGUCGGGGGUCUCACCUCUGGCAUGGAGCCCCAAGCCUGGUGCUUCCUCUUCCCAGUACAGCCUAGGGAGAGAUGGGACUUUCUUUCAGCUUCUGCAAACCACCCACUCUCUUGCCCAGCAACUAGGCCACAGCACCUCAGGGGCAGCUUGGAGCUUCUAGAAGCCAUAUUCACCUGCCCACAUUUAAUGAAGAGCUGAGUCACCCUUGUCUCAAAGAGCUUAGAAACAAAAAGUUGGAAAUUCAGAUGGGCCCACCUUCCCUGCGGAUGUUCACAGGUCCCGGAUUCCAGCUCCCUUGCUUGGUGAGCCUGUCUUCAGUAGCUCCAGUCCAUUCUCCAUUCUGGAGAGUCUUUGCGGCAAAGCUGGCGGGAAUUCUGGGCAUCGGAAUUGGGCUGCCCCCACAGCUGCCCCUCCUCCACAUAACCAAAGCUGGGAGCUCUGGCUGUCCCCAGCCCUGCCCGCACACUAGGCAAUUCGGGGCAUUAAAAGCUCAGCUCCUAUA
Mirounga angustirostris (Northern elephant seal) is the source of this 5270-nucleotide messenger RNA. RefSeq names its product rhodopsin (gene RHO). The record is from RefSeq and is a predicted model, not a curated record. The transcript has 5 exons. Gene Ontology annotation, molecular function: G protein-coupled photoreceptor activity. Gene Ontology annotation, biological process: cellular response to light stimulus; phototransduction; G protein-coupled receptor signaling pathway. Gene Ontology annotation, cellular component: plasma membrane; photoreceptor outer segment. NCBI's taxonomy places the organism in Eukaryota, Metazoa, Chordata, Mammalia, Carnivora, Phocidae. The coding region runs from base 2796 to 3842 and encodes 348 amino acids.